GCAGCGCAGCGGCUGAGGCCGUGCGGAGCGGACGCGGUCGCUGCGCUCCUCGGGCGGCGCCGCCGCCGCCGAGCGGCCCCGCAGGGUCCUAGCGCCUGCCCGCCGGGCCCCGCAGGGUCCUAGCGCCUGCCCGCCCAGGUUUCAGGUCCGUGCAGCACCCAAGACCAAGCACCAUGGCAUCGAUCCCAUCCAGCGGCUCGCUCAUGGCCACGCACAACUACCGCAGAAGGCGCCUGAGCUCCACGUCCAGCAACAGCUCCUGCAGCAGCUCAGACUACGGGGAGGUCAUCCCGCACCACCCGGGGCUGCCCAAAUCUGACCCUGGCCAGUGGUGGGCCAGCUUCUUCUUCGGGAAGACGAAUCCCCCGGCCAUGACAACCGUGUCAGAGUCCCCGGAGAGCUUGGGAGCGCUGCAGGUGCCGGCAGGGCAGCUGGCAUGUGCGCUGGUGCCAGCAGUGGGAGCAGGACGGAGGCGGCACACCAGCGAGCCCAGCCUCGGACCCUCGUCCUGAGCGUGCCGGCAGGCACAGCCCCUCGAGGAGUCGGGCUGCUCAGAGAUGAAAGCACUACGGGGGAACAAAAUAAAGCAGCAGACCCCCAGCAGCUUCUACACCAGCUUUUUUUUUUUUACUAUAUUUCUUAACGCGACUACACCUUUCUGCGCAGACUUGGUGACACAAUUCUGUACUUUGUACUUGUUCAAUGGUAACUAAUAAACUCGAGCAGCCUUUUAAAAAA
Molecule: messenger RNA, 738 nt
Organism: Cygnus atratus (black swan)
Lineage: Eukaryota; Metazoa; Chordata; Aves; Anseriformes; Anatidae
Gene: PPDPF
Product: pancreatic progenitor cell differentiation and proliferation factor
Exons: 5
Coding region: 174-512 (112 amino acids)
Biological process (GO): multicellular organism development; cell differentiation
Source: RefSeq, a predicted model, not a curated record